AUGAACAAGCUUCACUCGUUCUUCGGCAGGAAAAUGUCUAAGGAAGCCGACAAGGUACUUUUAGGUGUGGGAAGGGAAAAAGAUGAAGAGCUUGGGUUGAAAAUGCACAUAGAAAACUCUGCAAGAGAUGUAAAUUCCCUUUCUGUCUCCUCAUUCUGCUAUGAGUUUGGGAUUGGAACAACUGUCGAUAUGAAGAAGGCUGAAAUGGGGUACACAAAGGCUGCAUUGAGCGACAAUGGGCUUGCACUAAUCAGGCUAGCAUUUAUAAGGCGGUUUGGAAGGCCUACGGCAAUAAUAGAUAGACAGGAAGCUGAAAGACACCUUGACAAGUUAAAACGCCUCGGCAGGAGAAGUGCAGACUGGCUGUUUUAUGCAAGCAAGCAUGGAAAUCUUUACGCUAGGUAUUGCUUGGGGGUGUGCUAUCAAGAAGGAUAUGGGGUUCCUGUAGAUCCAUUGCUAGCCGUGAAGUACUAUAGCGAGAGUGCCUACGAAGGAAACAUUUGCUCAAUUGGAAUACUUGGAUAUUGCUUUUUGAAGGGGUUUGGAGUGGAAAAAAAUGAAGAGAUAGCCGUUGAACUGUUCAAAUAUGCAUCUGAAAAGAAAGAUUCGACAGCAUUGUAUAACAUAGGCUUCUGCUACGAAGAGGGAAGAGGAGUGGAAAGAAACUUCUUCAAGGCCUUUGAGAUGUAUAAACUGUCUUCAAAGAUGGAGAACUCGUAUGCCCAAAAUGCACUAGGCAACUGCUAUGAAGAAGGUAAGGGCGUAAAUAGAGAUCUUCAAAAGGCCUUUGAAUUUUAUAAGAAGAGUGCGUUACAAGGAUACCCAUCUGGCCAAUGCAACCUAGCAUUCUGUUAUCAGAAAGGAAUUGGAACCAAAAAAUGUUUACAGAAAGCUUUCGAAUGGUAUAAAAGGGCUGCAGUUCAGGGACUUAGUAGAGCGAAGCAUAACAUUGGCUAUUGCUAUCAAAAUGGAUUGGGAACUCCUCAAUGCAUGUCCAAAGCUAUCUACUGGUAUAAGGAGUCUGCAUCGGAAAGCAACAAGCACUCAAUACAUGCGUUAGGUGUUUGUUAUCAGCAUGGAUAUGGUGUAUCUAGGGAUGAGAGACUGGCUGUAAGAUACUUCAACGAGGGUGCCAAGGCAGGGUUUGACGAAGCAAUCAUAAGUCUUGCAUUAUGCUACAGGUCCGGGACAGGCGUCAGAAUAUCUCCAGAGAAAUCCUUCUCGCUUAUGAAAAGGGCAGCAGAAAUGAACAACGCCUCUGCUCAAAAUACUUUAGGAUAUUAUUAUGAGGAAGGAUAUGGAACACUCAAAAACAUAAGAGAGGCGAUAAGAUGGUACGAAAUGAGUGCCAAGCAAGACAAUUCGUGGGCAUUGUUCAAUCUGAGCAGUUUAUACUUUAAUGGGGUUCACAUUCCACCGGAUGAGAAAUUAGGAGUGAGCUUACUAUUUAGAUCAAGAGACUUAGGAAAUCCCAGGGCUGCAAAUACUUUAGGAUAUUGCUUUGAGAAGGGUAUUGGGGUUGAAAAGAACCCAAAGCUUGCCUUUGAGCAUUACACACAAGCAUUUAUAAAUGGAUAUUCAAAGGCAGGAUAUAAUCUUGGGAGAUGCUAUGAAAAUGGCAUUGGAACUGGGAUUGAUCUGGACAAAGCCUUGUAUUACUUUUAUAAGUCAUCUUCAGUGGGAGAAGAAGCCUCUUUGCAAAGGCUUAAGAAGAUACUGUCUUCUUUAAUUGAACCAAACCAUAUGACAAUUCCUCCUUGUGCAUGA
Encephalitozoon romaleae SJ-2008 is the source of this 1767-nucleotide messenger RNA. RefSeq names its product Sel1 repeat-containing protein. The record is from RefSeq and is a predicted model, not a curated record. The coding region runs from base 1 to 1767 and encodes 588 amino acids. Gene Ontology annotation, molecular function: protein binding. The transcript has a single exon. NCBI's taxonomy places the organism in Eukaryota, Fungi, Microsporidia, Unikaryonidae.